AUGACACUCGAGGAUUUCGAGAAAUCACUGGCGGAGGACCAGGAACGACGACGCGAGAGGAGCGACAGAGACAAACAUCGCCAUCGGGACCGAGAUCGCGACCGCGACCGCAGCCGAGAGCGCUCAAGACACCACCGGCGUCACCGUUCGUCUCGAUCGAGGGAGCGUGACCACGAGCGACGCCGGGAGUCACGACGCAGCGAAGACAACGGACACCGUCAUAAGCGAUCGCGCCACUCGACCGACCAUGGGGAUGAUCGCGAUCAUGCACACAAGCGUCGACACCGCGACAGCAGAGAUGAGGAGAAGGACGCGCCAGCUUCAAAGGAAGUCGUUCAGGAGGAACCUACACCCUUGAAAAGAGAUGCCUGGAUGGAGGGACCAUCUGGUUUAGAUAUUGACUACGUUCAGCGACGCAAUACGACGCGUCUAGAGGAGGAACCAAAGCCGAAGAUGCUUCAGGCGGACUUUGAGCUGAAAAUCCACGGCAGGGAGCUCAAUACCCAUUUGCAUGAUUUGAAGGCAGGCAAGGUCCUGGAAGAAAUUGAGGAGGAGCCAGCACAGCAUGAGGUCGAUUAUACUUUUGGCGAUGCCGGUUCGCAGUGGAGAAUGACCAGGCUCAAGGCCGUCUACAGAGAAGCAGAGGAGAGUGGAAAGUCCGUCGAGGAGGUUGCAUUAAACCGCUUUGGCGACCUCCGCUCGUUCGAUGAUGCACGGGAAGAAGAAGCCGAAUUGGAUCGACGUGACCGAUACGGUGAAGGCUACGUGGGCAAGGAAAAGCCGACAGGCGAACUGUUCCAGGAGAGGAAGCUUGAGGAGAAUGUCCACCGCGAUCCCCACGAGCAUGUCCGCAGCCCCGGCAAGGAACUUGAUGCCCAAGGCCAGGGCAAACCGAUGGAAACUGUGCCGCCACAAAACACCCCACAACAUCUAGACCUGACGGCUCUCAACCGACUCAAGGCCCAGAUGAUGAAGGCCAAGCUCAGGGGUGCACCAGAUGCAGCAGAGCUCGAAGAGCGCUACAACGCGGCGGCCGCCGCAAUGUCCAACCGGAAGGAAUCCGAUGUGGUGGUGCUCGGCGUGAUGGAGAACCGGAUGCUAGCUGGCACCCGGAACGAAGUGAAGGCGGUCGAAAAUCGCCGUGGCCGCGAGCGUGGCAAGGUCGAGGAGAACGAUGACAUGACGAUCGAGGACAUGGUCCAGGAAGAACGACGGACGCGGGGACAGUUUGGAGGCGACGGACGCCGGAUGGCAGAGAGAAUCGCCAAGGAUGCCAAGUUCGAGAAUGACCUGGAAUACAUGGACGACAAUGCGUCCAAGCUGGCCAAACGGGUGCACCGAUCCGAGAUCGACAUCAAGAACAUCACUAUCAACGAGCUACAGAAAAUGAACCGCAUCCUCGACAAUUGUCCUCUUUGCCACCACGAAGACACGAAUACGCCUCCAAUUGCACCGGUGGUGUCUUUGGCGACUCGGGUCUACCUGUCCCUUCCUACGGAGCCCGAGCUGAACGAGGGGUGUGCCACCAUUGUUCCCAUCCAGCACCGCACGAAUCUGCUCGAAUGUGAUGACGAUGAGUGGGAGGAGAUCCGGAACUUCAUGAAGAGUCUGACUCGGAUGUACCACGACCAGGGCCGGGACGUCAUCUUCUACGAGAACGCAGCGCAGCCCCAUCGGAAGAGACACGCGGCGAUGGAGGUGGUGCCGCUGCCGUACAGCCUUGGAGAGACCUCGCCGGCCUUCUUCAAGGAGGCCAUCCUGUCGGCAGACGCGGAGUGGUCACAGCAUCGGAAGCUGAUCGACACAUUGGCCAACUCGAAGAAGGGCAUGGGUCGGAGUGCGUUCCGGCGAUCGAUUGCCAAGGAGAUGCCGUACUUCCACGUGUGGUUCCAGCUGGACGGGGGACUGGGCCAUGUGGUGGAGGAUGAGAACCGGUGGCCGCGGGGGGAUCUUUUCGCCCGAGAAGUGCUGGGAGGCAUGCUGGACUUGGCGCCGGAUGUCAUCAAGCGGCAGGGCCGCUGGCAGAGGGGAGGCGAUCGGCGGGUGCCCGGGUUCCAGAAGCGCUGGAGAAAGUUCGACUGGACACGGGUAUUGGUGGAGGGAUAA
This is a messenger RNA of Aspergillus ibericus CBS 121593, 2106 nucleotides long. Its product is annotated as putative cell cycle control protein (Cwf19). The transcript has 2 exons. NCBI's taxonomy places the organism in Eukaryota, Fungi, Ascomycota, Eurotiomycetes, Eurotiales, Aspergillaceae. The record is from RefSeq and is a predicted model, not a curated record. Gene Ontology annotation, biological process: mRNA splicing, via spliceosome. Gene Ontology annotation, cellular component: post-mRNA release spliceosomal complex. Bases 1 to 2106 code for a protein of 701 amino acids.